Messenger RNA from Enterobius vermicularis (human pinworm), 519 nucleotides. Lineage: Eukaryota; Metazoa; Nematoda; Chromadorea; Rhabditida; Oxyuridae. The record is from the annotation of a GenBank genome assembly.
AUGGUGCCGGUUACUGUCUUGUCACUCUCUUAUCAGCCUACUGACAAUAUGCCAGAAACCUCCAGUGGGGUUUCAGAUAGAAAGCAGCUGAUUUUAUUGUUUCAAAUGCAUCGUGCAACGGGCCAAAGGCCGUGCAGGGACAUGCAUGUUCUGCAUGUGCAUGUACAUCCUUUAAGCCUUUAUUUGGCGUUGAUAUCAGAGCCCUUAUCCACCAACCGGGUGAAUUCGUUUGGUUCUGUUAUGGAACGUUGUAUGCCACCCACUGAGGGGACGAAAAGGAUAGUGAGUGCGCACAAAGUGGACCUUAAUGGGAACUGGACGCGAAAAGGGGCAAGCAGCCGAAAAACGGAAACGAGUCAACCGCUUUCUGUUCUUGUUUAUUGUGCGAGAGAUACUUACUGGAAGAUUAUUCGUGAUGUAGUGAGAAAGUGGUAUUUUUCGAUAGAAAAAUGGUUUCUCACUGCGCUUUCUUCCGUGCUUUGCUUUCUACCUGUUCCUGAAAGUGCAGUUCGACCGUGA